CGUAUUCCCCGGCCACCUUAGCUCGCACUUCACAUUUCACAUCGCACUGACGUACUGCGCACGGCGUACCGCGCACAUCGCGCACACGGCCCUCGUCAGCCGCACGCCUAGUACGUUUUUGAAGGACGUUCGUUGUGCGGCGUACAAAUCUGCCGCGAAUUGUGAUCAACUGCUCUGUGUACCUUGAUUAUCCAUUGUCCCUGCGCCAGGUGUGCACUAGUUUAAGCUAUAAUCCCGGCAGUUCAGUUUGCCGCAGUAUUGAUCGCAUCUCGCUCGCUUCAGCUAAUGUUUAUAAACAGCCGGUCGCAUCCAUACGAUCCCUCUUGUUUUUGAUACGUUCGACCGUUUGGAGAAGAACCGCAGCACUGAUCCUGUAUGCGCCAACUGUACCGGCAUCCCGUAUAGGAAGCACUGCAAAUUGAUUCGUUUCGGUGGUGUACGCUAUGAUUGGAGGAAGUCCGUUGGCAUCGGACUCAAUGACAUGGAGACUGUAAAUUAGAUCUCAUUAGACUGUGGCAAAGAUUAAGAGAUUGGGUGAUUGGUGAAUAAUACAGUUUUGUUAUAAUAUGGACAUAGAAAUAUUAAAUUUCAAAGAGUAGCUGUAAGAACUGAACAUCGCAGUUAUUUCCAUGUUGUAAGAGUGACGUAGAUUGGCAGCCAUGCUGUCGUAUAUGGUGCCCGUUGAAGAGAAACCCCCACCGGCGCCGGUCAAGGGCCGACUCGCGUUGGAGCUGGUCGGCAGUCCGGGAAGUCCUGAGUCCGCGGUCAGGAAGACCAGAAGCAACAUAUCUAAAGAGUCCUCAACGAGUUCGUUCGCGAGCGAUCUCACUAUAUCGUCGUCAACUCCAACUGGCGUCCUUGACAAGCCUAAACAUAAACUGCUGAGCAAUGGCAGUAAACACACAUCGCUAAAAAGGGUAUCCUUUGGCAGCUCGAAAGGGUCGAUGGUUGAGACCCUUAUCUACGAGAGUCCCCUUCAAGAGGAACCAGAGCAGACCAGUCCACCACCGAAGGCGCAGGAGACGUCCUUCCCCUACACGCCCGUCGAAGACGAGUCGGAGCGUUCGAAAGUGCGUGUGUCUUUUUACCAAGGAGCAAGACCGCAGUGUCUCUCCCCGCCGCCACAAGCGACGGAUCCAGAUUCUCACAUUCUCUACGCUAGCCUACUAUCAGCAAACUCCGAUAUGGGUGAAUACAAUGUCUACAAUCGGCAAAUCAGCACUGAAAGCGGCUGGGACAAUCCCUUCCGUCCUGACGGUGAUUUGAGCCGUGAAGCUGAUGAGAUUGUGUCCCUGAUCAAGGGAGGCAAGCCUAUCACGCCCACGCCCACUGCUGAACCCGAGUUGCCCGUUAGUGAUGAGGAGGAAAAAGUGCAUGCAAAUAAUGUCAAUGCUAGUCCGCCAUCUUCCCCUCAAACGAAAGUGGCAAGUCCCGUGCAGCAACAGAGUCCACCGAAAGCUAUGAACGGCACUAAGAACGGUGCCGCGGUGCCGGAGGUGCGUCCGGGUCAAGUGGAGGUGCAGCGCUCGCCGCCUCAGGAGCCCCUGCAACCGGAACACGUGACCAUCAAGAAGAAGCCCAAGUGCAAGUGUUGCGUUCUCCAGUAAACAGCCCCCUUUACCCUCGCACCGGUAACACGCAUCGCUUAUACGUCUAGCAUAUAUCCCCCACUUUGGUGUUUACUCGGUGCUAUUUCAUUUUUCCAUUUCUCUAACUGCAACUUAUUGAGACAUAUAUCGGGAAAGCAUAUUAUGUGUUCAUUUUGUACAAUUUAUUACAUAUUCAAAAGUGUGGCCUCUACUCUCAUAUAUUUUUGUUAAUUAUUUCAUUAGUGACUUUUUGGGUAUGUAGCAGGUGGACAAAUAUUUACAAAUUCUAACAUUUAUCUUAGUGACGGAUGGUUUAUAUUUAUUGCCCUGAACUAUUCAUGCGGCGCAUUAUAAUAGUUAUCUUCACUAAGUAUUCGCGGCCUAACGCAUUCUUUACAUAUAUAUUCCUUUAUAGUUCUUUUGUUAACAGAUAUUACUAAAGUAUAAUUUUAAAAUAUGUAUGCAGUCAACUGUAUUGCUUAUCCAUUUAAUUGAAUGUACUGUCUAAUAUAAAUGACAUUAUAUUCAUUUCUUAUUAUUGUGUAAUUGAAAUAAAUCGUACUCAUUAAAAUAUUCUCAAAUGUUGAACAAAAAUAGCCUAUUUUUAGGAGUAUGUGUGUAAACAAUGCAAGUGUCGCCUACAUCAACUUUGUGAUAAAUUCAUAUAUUAUAGCUAGUUUCGCAAAGAGGGAAAUAAUGUUGGAAACUAAAGAUCCUGUGGAGGACAAUGUUAAAAUUAGACUUUGGGAAUGUUUAACAAUCAUUGGAGAAUCUCAAAUAUCAAUAGAUUGAGAUGAGAAAUGGUAAUGUAAAAAUAUGGAGAGAAACAAAAAUUCUUAUUAUGAAAUCAUAUUUACAAUAAUAUUUAAUGUGAAUAUGCCAAUUCUGGUCAUUAAGAAAUGAUU
Papilio machaon (common yellow swallowtail) is the source of this 2494-nucleotide messenger RNA. RefSeq lists its product as uncharacterized. The record is from RefSeq and is a predicted model, not a curated record. NCBI's taxonomy places the organism in Eukaryota, Metazoa, Arthropoda, Insecta, Lepidoptera, Papilionidae. The coding region runs from base 660 to 1607 and encodes 315 amino acids. The transcript has 7 exons.